GCUCCUGUGGUGACCCUCAAUACUGUAAGGAUGGCCCUGGGGGUGGGUGCCUUAGCCUGGCCUUGCAGGUGGGAUUUUCUCCUUGCUUGGGAGAAAUAAUGCUCACGUGGGAGCAAAAGGCCUUGGGAGCCUGAGAGAAGCACUUGUUUAUGAGGAAACGGGUGUUGUGGUAAUCUGUAACUGAAGGGACUUUGGGAGACAGGAAUGCUGCCUAUAAAUACCACCUGAAGAGGCUCAGGUCCCUGUGGGAGCCCAGGAGAAGCCUUGUGGUAACCCCUGAAUUCCUUCUGGUGUGGUCCAUCCAUGCAGAGGGACCUGAGGAAGCCAGCGGGCUGACCCACAGACCUCUAAUGGUCGGGGAUCUGCAUGGGCACCGGGCACUGUGCCACUCAGCGUGCUGAAGAAGUUUCUUUUAUCUCAUGCCAUUCUGAUAAUCCUCAUCAAUCUCUUCAGUGCUCUGCUUUGAUGACUGGAACACCGAGCUCCUCUGCCAUGAGUUUGGCUCCCUUUGCUGUGGCGGGUGGCCGUGCAGGAGCCAAGCCAGUGCCACCACCUCUGGGCCUGCCGGGUGAGCUCGGGCAGCAGAGGAUCAGCCCCCCCUUCCCACAGCCCAGGCCUGUAGAGCAAGUGCAGAGCAGAAACCCAUCGGUGUUGGUUCCUCGCGGUGUCCCCCCGCUGACGGAGGCGGCGGCCAGGACAGCCCUGCUGCGCUUCGUGGCCACCAGGCACUGCUACGGGAGCAGAGCGGCGGCGGAGCUGCACAUCCAGGAGCUGCGCCCGCGCGUCACCUACCGGUAUCGACUGGAGACGUUCAGUGAAUCGCGGUUAAGCGAGUGGGCGUUUGAGCCCUUCACCAAGCCCGGAGCAUCCAGACCCCCUGGGGACAUCCCUCCAGACCUCUGGGACGUGGAGGUGGGGGUCCCCCCGCUCUUCCAGGGCCAGACACGGCGCUGCCGGGUGCCCCGCUCGGCGCUGGUCAGGGAGUGUCACAGAUGCCACGGUCGUGGCCGAUCGCAGUGCGGCGCGUGCCACGGUGCGGGCCGGGCGAGGUGUGUGACGUGCAGGGGGUCCCGGCGGAGGCUGAAGCAGCAGAAGAGGUGCCAGCUCUGCUCCGGCACGGGCCGCAGCAGGAGGAACAACGUUUUUGAAUUUGUUUCUGAGCAUCACCCAAACUUCCCAGGGGAGCUGCUCAGCAAAGUCAGUGGCGAGAACAUAUUCCAAGAUGAAAACGUGGUGGUGUGCCCCAUCGUCGACUUCCCCGAGCCUGCCAUCUCCCGGGCCUCGCGGCGUGCCAUCGCCGAGCACAGCGCGGCGUUUGCCAGCUCGUCCCGCAUCCUGCGGCAGCGUCAAACCGUCGAGCGAAUCCCCAUCACAGAAGUGCACUACCAGUACUUGGGGAAGCCUUACCUCUACUACAUCUACGGGCUUGAAAACAAGGUGUACGCGCUGGACUACCCCGAGAGGUGCUGCUGUGGCUGCACCAUCCUGUGAGGGCCCAGCGGGUGCUUUCCUGCCAUGCAGCACAGGGCUGUGAGCCGCAGUGAGGCCAUGCCACCCCCAAACUGCCGGCAUCUCCCAGCCCUGACAGCCCCAGACCUCCCGCUGGGUGCAGGAUCAGGCCUUUGGGUAGAGAUUUCCCCACUGGAUGCUUCCCUUCCUUGCUGUAAUGCUGUAUCGUUAAAGCCAUGCCUAUUGACAGAGACAUUUUCAGUCCAGCCACGCCAUUUCUGACUGUCGCCUUUCUUCCCCUGUUUUAUUUAUCAGAUUUCCCGAGUUACUACAUAAUCCAUAAUGAUAUGUUUCAGUAUCUAUCCAAUUAUCAAAUCUAACUUCAAAGGAUUUCACUUUAAAAUACCCACUAACAUCACCUGAGGGACGGUUCUGCCGAUACAGAAGUUACUGUGUGAGGACACAGGGCUCUUGCUGCCUGGGCUGCAUGCGGUGCCGGGGGCAGCACCCGCGGGGGGCCUCAUCCAGCAAUGCCAUUGCCUCAGGUGCUGGCAGGAGGCAGUUCUGCCAGCACUUCUCAUCCUUCUUGUUCUGUUUUAGCACCCAUCUUGCCAUGUUCCUCUUACAAAAGCCUGCAGGAGAACUGCGGAUCUCUCUGGGUUUAAGGCUAAAUCCAGCACUUGUUUGCAGUGUAAAGCUGGAGAAGAUAAAGCAAACAGACCCUUGAAAAGUUCAGAAAUGUGCAAGGAAACAGGAAGACACCAACACUUAUAGUUAAAAAGAAAGCAAGCAACCCUCCUCUCCUCCUCCGUGAUUUUUUCAUAGUUCUCGUGCUGUUUGGGGGCCUAACGGAGGGUUUUUGUGUGGGUGGCACUGGCAGACCCUAACAGAUUGCUGCAUCAGAUGGGGGUGUGCUGCCUGCACCCUGGCACUCUUGUUGUCUGUCACUGAGCUGACAGUUGAAUUAGAACCUUAUCACAGCAAAUCAGCAUGGGAAAAACACACUGAAGUUCUGGGAAUCUUGUAAAAGAUAAAGACCCACACUGUCAGCUUGAAUGGGGACUGUGAGGGAGGGGAGGAAUGCAAGGAAGACUGGGGAAAGGCAUUUAACAGCUGACAGAUUUUAAAACAAGUGAGUUGAAAAUUACUUUGUAAAAGAAGUGUUUUCUAAUGCUGCUUCUAAAAGAAAAGAAAAGAAAAAAAAAUGUUUCUGGUAAUGUGCAAACAGAGGAAAUGAGUGCGUGAGGGGGAGAAGAGCUUUCCUGGCUUUGCCAUGGGGGGAGAGACGUGGGCAGCCAUGCAGAUACUCGCCUGCUGUGGCCCCCCAUGCAGCCAUGCCAGCCCCGUGCCAGUGGUGUGAUGCUGCCCCACACUGUCCCCAGCCCUGGAGCUAACCCAGGCAGCUCCGUGCCCCAGGCUGUGUGCAGGGGGGAGCCAGCCCAGAGCUGGUGCCAGCCCCUUGCAGGCCCACUUUUACCAUGGGAUUUUGCAAGCAGCAGCGCAAUGCAGGUGUGCUCGGAGGAGCUGUGGGGACAGCGCUGCCUUUUAAAGCACACCUUUGGCUGUCUCCUUCUGCCUUGCCGCAGUCCCUCAGUUUUGCUUUGCUCCCCUGGGGUGGGAAGUGUUGGUAGGCUGCGUGUGCAGUCUCGGGCAGGUUUCGAAAGGGGGCUCGAGCAUGCUGGCAGUACAACUGAGCACAUGGCACUCUGUGUAUGGCUGCCAUUAACUGCAAAUGGGACCUUGUGCUCGCGUAAAACACGCCGCACGAAAGCACGGCAGAUGCACCACAUCUGCACACCUCCCUCCAAGGGGCUGCGCAGCGCUGGUACUGCUCUGCAGGGGCCUCCUCUGCUGCCGCUGAUUGCUCUGCAGCAAAAGCAAACACAGGCUCUAACAGCCUUGUUAUUAAACCACAUAUUUAAUAGGGUUUUGGUCCU
Molecule: messenger RNA, 3386 nt
Organism: Anas platyrhynchos (mallard)
Lineage: Eukaryota; Metazoa; Chordata; Aves; Anseriformes; Anatidae
Gene: SSUH2
Product: ssu-2 homolog
Source: RefSeq, a predicted model, not a curated record